AUGGCGGCGCCUGCCAGCAAUCCGUCGAACACGGUGACGAACAUCUCGGAGUUCCAGUGCCUGGCCAAGGAGAAGCUGCCCAAGCAGGCGUACGACUACUACGCGUCGGGCGCCGAGGACCAAUGGACGCUCGCCGAGAACCGCAACGCCUUCGAGCGCAUCAGGUUCCGGCCGCGGAUUCUGAUCGACGUGUCGAGCGUGGACACGACGACGAGCGUGCUGGGCCACCGCAUCUCCAUGCCCAUCAUGCUCGCGCCCACCGCCUUCCAGCGCAUGGCGCACCCCGAAGGCGAGCUCGCCACGGCCCGCGCGGCAGCUAAAUUCGACACGGCCAUGGUGCUGUCGUCGUGGGCGACGAGCAGCGUGGAGGAGGUGGCGUCGGUGGGUCCGGGUCUGCGCUUCUUCCAGCUCUACGUGUACAAGGACCGGCAGGUGGUGGAGCAGCUGGUGCGGCGCGCGGAGCGGGCGGGGUUCAAGGCCAUCGCGCUCACCGUCGACACGCCGCGCCUCGGCCGUCGCGAGGCCGACAUCAAAAACAGGUUCGUGCUGCCACCUCACCUCACUCUGAAGAACUUCGAAGGACUGAACCUCGGCAGUAUGGACAAGUCACAGGAGUCGGGGCUGUCGUCGUACGUGGCGGGUCAGAUCGACCGCUCGCUCAGCUGGAAGGACAUCGCAUGGCUCAAGUCCAUCACAUCGCUGCCCAUUCUCGUCAAGGGCGUCAUCACAGCAGAGGAUGCGGAGAUAUCGAUAGAGUACGGGGCGGCGGGCAUAAUAGUGUCCAACCACGGCGCGCGCCAGCUGGACUACGUCUCCGCCACCAUCUGCGCCCUCGAGGAGGUGGUGAAGGCAGCGCGAGGGCGGGUGCCGGUGUUUCUGGACGGUGGGGUGCGGCGCGGCACCGAUGUUCUCAAGGCGCUUGCCCUUGGUGCCGCGGGUGUCUUCGUGGGGCGGCCGGUGCCAUUCGCGCUGGCGGUGGACGGGCAGGCGGGGGUGGAGAAGCUGCUGGGCAUCCUCAAGGACGAGUUUGAGCUCGCCCUCGCCCUCGCCGGCUGCACGCGCGUGGCGGACAUCAAGCGCUGCCACGUGGAGACGGAGGAGGACCGCCUGCGCAAGGCCAUCACCUCCCGCCUCUGA
Closterium sp. Naga37s-1 is the source of this 1137-nucleotide messenger RNA. The record is from the annotation of a GenBank genome assembly. NCBI's taxonomy places the organism in Eukaryota, Viridiplantae, Streptophyta, Zygnematophyceae, Desmidiales, Closteriaceae.